AUGUACCAGCCAAUUGACUUUUUCCCAGUAAAAACCGAGGACCCAUUCCUCCAGUAUAGACCAUUCCCUGAGAACCCAUCAAACUAUUUCGAGGCUCAUUGGCAUGAGAUCGCUGCGUCAUUUUUGUUCUACGUGCUGAUCCAAUACAUAUCAGCAUUUAGCUCAAAAUACAUCUUUGGUGAAACUUACACCAAAUUGGACCGUAAGACCAAGGUCAACUUUGACAUUCACGUAGUGUCACAAGUGCAAUGCGUCAUUUCGAUUUAUUUUGUGGUAAAUUGCUGGUACCACCCAAUGUUAUACAACUACACCACUGACCCAGUGUCUUCCAUUGUAGGUUACUAUCCAUUUGGAGGUUUGGUGGCAGCUGCUACCACGGGGUAUUUCCUCUGGGACACCUACGUCUGUCUCGCAUACUUCCUGUUGUUCGGAACCGGUUUCUUAUUCCAUGGAUUGGCUGCACUCUAUGUGUUUGGAACUGCGUUGAUUCCAUUUUGCUUACCCUGGGUUCCAGCGUUUUUGUUAUUUGAAGUCAGCACACCCUUUGUUAACAUGAACUGGUUUGCCUCAAAAUUGCCUGCAGGAACCUUCAGUGAUAAGUUUGUCAUGAUCAAUGGCUUAAUUUUGAUGAUAGUGUUUUUCGUUGUUAGAAUCUUAUGGGGGUUCUACGCAGUCAGUCAGGUGGCUGGAUCGUUAUGGCACACCAGACAUUUGUUGAAUCCGUUUUUCCCCGUGGUAGUUUUGAGUCUUAACAUGAUGUUGAACUGUUUGAAUGUGUUCUGGUUCUACAAGAUGGUUAAGAUCGCGCAGAAGAAAGCUAAGGCUCUGAAAUCGAAGAAAGAGUAG
Molecule: messenger RNA, 846 nt
Organism: Dujonia railenensis
Lineage: Eukaryota; Fungi; Ascomycota; Pichiomycetes; Serinales; Debaryomycetaceae
Source: the annotation of a GenBank genome assembly